This is a messenger RNA of Pseudogymnoascus verrucosus, 1931 nucleotides long. RefSeq lists its product as uncharacterized. The transcript is spliced from 2 exons. Gene Ontology annotation, biological process: secondary metabolic process. The coding region runs from base 181 to 1863 and encodes 560 amino acids. Lineage: Eukaryota; Fungi; Ascomycota; Leotiomycetes; Thelebolales; Thelebolaceae. Gene Ontology annotation, molecular function: CoA-ligase activity. The record is from RefSeq and is a predicted model, not a curated record.
UUGUUGAGAGUUCAAUUGGCACGAGUCACGCUAUUAUCAUAUUGCCUACCUUCCUAUCCAAGAAGAAAUAUAAGAUAUAGACAUGCUUCCUUACGUUUCUCCAGAGUGAUUCUCAACAAAUUUGCUUAAAAUUAGUUCUUUAUCCUUAUUCAACAUAUCUGCUUUGAUAGCAAAUCAAUCAUGUUAUUUCAAUCUCGUCUUCCCAAACUGGCAAUACCCAAUACCGAUGUGUUCCACUACCUCUUUCAUCAGGGGCGCAGGAGCUAUUCUCGAGAGCGGAUUCUCUAUCGAGUAGACGGCUCGGACGAGACUCUUACAUUGGCACAGCUGGAAGAAAGAAGCGAGAAGCUUGCUAAGGUCUUGAUUGCUUCGUACUCAAUCAAGCCUGGAGACGUAAUUACAAUUCUCGCGACAGAUAGUAUCAACUUUCCCAUCGCAUUUUUUGCAAUUCUGGCAGCUGGAGCAACUGUGUCUCUGAUUCCCAUCCAGAAAGACCUUGGGUAUCUGGAUGUUGCUGGGAGACUUGUGCAAUCUGGUUCCAGGUUGAUUUUCACAGACCAGGCGCUCUUGAGCAUUGCAGAAACUGCGUUGGCGAUCAUUGGCGUGAUUCCAGUGAUUACUUUGGAGGAGGUCGAUUCCAGAUUUCCCAGAUAUCCACAUCUCGAUGUUCUCCUGAAACAGGAAGUCAGCGCUCCGAGGUUUCACCUCAACAGUGUAAGCGAUUCUAGAAAGCACAUUGCUUUCAUCAACAGCACCAGUGGAUCAACGGGAAAGAUGAAGUCGGUUCUAACAUCCCAUGCACAUUUUAUUGCCGUGAUGGAUGCGACUCGGGCCACCGUUCCCGAGAAUACCAACCCAGAAGAGGAUGUUUGGACAUCCACGAUCUCUCUCGGAUAUUACAUCUGCGGCAAGCUCUUCAUGGGGUUGAACAUCCUACUCGGCAUUCCAGUUGUUCUACUGAAGAAGCCUCUUGAUAAUACCUCCCUGGACGUUAUCACUCAACACAACAUUACCUUUCUAUUCAUUACACCCACGCUCGCAGCCCAGAUCGCGAAGGCCGAUACAACAAACCAGGACUUCAGCAGCAUUAAGUGGUUGCUUUCAGCAGGUGCUCCCAUGCAUGAAAAGCUGCGAUGUUCGGUUUCUCAGCAGCUGAACGGCAAGCAUCUAACUCUCGAGUGGGGCACGACCGAGACCAUGCUUCUUGCUAUACAAGUCGAUGAGCAGACUUGCGUUCCUGGCUCAAGUGGUACACUGACCAAUGGAAUUGAAGCGAAAGUGAUCGACACGGAGACCGGCGAGGAACUUGGUCCUGGUGAAGAAGGGGAAAUCUUGGUACGCAAUAGUCUCUGUCCGUUCGUGGGCUACAAAGACAACGACGAAGCCAACAAAGAUUUUGAUUCCGAGGGCUUCUUCCACACAGGCGAUGUUGGAUACCUGGACAGCACAUGCAAUGUCUUUAUCAAAGACCGCCUCAAAGAGCUGCUCCGAGUAGGCGAAGGCUACGGAUCCAGAAUUUCGACUUCGGAUUUGGAAUCUGCCCUGUUUGAUCAUCCAGCCGUUGCUUCCGCUGUAGUGGUAGGGAUCCGUGACGAAUCAACACAAAUCUACCAUCCGACUGCGUUCGUGAUUCUGCAGCCAGGCUACGAUGCAAGCAGUGAAACCGCGAAGGAGAUUGAGAGGCACACGACACGGGAACUGACAGGCCUUAAACAGUUGUCUGGUGGAAUUUAUUUCGUGAUUAAGUAUCCUACGGUGGGGUUCAAGAUCAACCGUGGAAAACUGAAGAGUUUGAUUCAUAUUGAGGAGGGGCAGGUGAAAACUUCGAUGACGCAUACGAGACUGCUUGAGGUGGCUGUUUGAGACUAACGUUAUAUUGCGUGCUUUUUUCGAUAGUUGUGAAUUUUUAGUACCAAAUCUCAAGAAACGUC